UGUACAUAGACACUAUGGACAGUAAGGUGAAUUGCAAGGAACAUGUUCUUAAGGUUAACAACCAUGAGCUUGUUGAUAAUGGACAUACUAGCUACUUCUCUAAAAUGCCCCCUGCAACAGCAGAACAACUGACAAUCGCAAAAGUUUUAUCUAGGCCAGAUAACGAUGUAAAUAUCCGGUGCUACGUUGUUCAGCUUCAAGAGUUAACUGAGUGUACAGAAGACCAAGCAGUCACUGCAUUGUAUGACUGCGAAAACAAUAUUGAGAGAGCAGUUGAGCUAGUUCUAGAUCAGUUCCGCUGUGGUGCGACAGAAGAGUGGCACACAACUGUCAGCAAGCGUGGCAAGACGAGGCACUCCCAGUCGGCACCAGAACCCGGGCCAGAUAUGACAGCACCUCAGAAAAAAGCUCCCAAACCGAAACUAGAAAAACAUGUUGAAAAUCAAGAUAAAUUCUCAGGACAAAACGUUUCGGUUUCACCUCCAGUUAACGUCACCAAAAAUUCAAACUCUCACCCCGAAAAGUUCAAGAAACCAGGCACAAAGAAAAAAAAUCCACAUAGAACAGAUGCAGUCGCUAGUGACCGCGCCUUCAUUCCACCACAAAGUCGUAGUGAUGAUGUGCUGUGUAACAGUUCGAAGCAGUUACCAGAAAGAAAAAGUAGAGUUGAGUCUGAGGCAUGGGAUCCGUACGCUGACUGUGGCGAGUGGGAAGGGGAUUCAAUCGAAAUAGUUAAUUCAAAUGCAUCCAUUGCCAUGGGUCUGCAGGAAGCAGUAUCCUUACCACCAGAACUUUUCCAUGACAGUCCAAGCUGUUCGGAAAAAAACUUAAACGCGGAUUACAAUUCGCACGUUGAUGAUGUUCAAAACCUAACUAAAGAUCCAGAUGCUUUGGACGCAGAAGCAUUGUUUGCGUCAUUUGCCAAAAGUAAACCACCUCCUCGCGCGUUUACUGGGAAGCUAGAGACAUCAUUAUUUUUUGCCCCGGAAUUGUUGCCUAGUGAGCAAUUUAACUGGAAACCGACUUUCGGUGGUGAGUGUCCUGGUUCACAGUUUAAUACCAAUACAACUGCAAUUCUGAGUCCUGGACAGAUUAGCAAUAAUACAGACGAACCACUUCGGUCACAAAAUGACUCUCGAAAUGUCCAAACAUCCACGGACCGACCUGAUUGCAGUCCGAAGCAGUUUUCGUUCCCACAAAUAUCCCAACAAUCACAUUCCAGCGAUUUUGAACUUAAGAACGCGUCAUUAGGCGUUCUCUUAGAUCCUCCACCUAAAACAGAGGAAAAGAUAAGCAGUGUUCCCACUGACUAUCCAUCGCGACACUACGAUGAACAAAUGGUUUCCAAAGUAGCACUUUCAUAUCCGAUAAAUCAUAAUAAACAGACACCCUCCAUGGUUGCCAGAACUACCAGUGAUAAACCCAGCUAUUUGGAGCCAAAUAUUAAGAACUAUCUUUUGGAUGGUCUGCCGGAUAACAUGAACAAAAUGAACGUUGGAGAGGUCACUGGACAAAGCACAAAAGAUCAGUUUUUAAUUCAGAAUAAUGCACAAUCAUCUCUAGCCCCCUUUUCUCAUGGUCAAAAUGAGCAGCACAUGAUUCCUCACUUGAAUAAAAUACCCGCCUCGCAUGCUAGCACCCACGUAUCUGGGCACACACAACAAGUUAACAAUUCUCAGGCGACUCAUCUUCCUCCAGGUAUGCCGCACUUCAUCAGUCAGUUUGCUCCACCUGCUUAUCACAUGUUCAAUUUACCAGGCGGUUCUAGUACAACUCCUGCUAUUUUCGAUCUUGAUCAUUUGCAGCUCUUGCAACAACAGAGGAUGCUUUAUGAUAUGCACUUACAGCACCAGGCUGCCACUACCGCUCAAAGUCUUCUUACAGCGAAUGCAGAUUCCUCAGCAUCAGCAAAACCCGUCAGUCACAAUUUAUCAAAUCCGAUGGGUCAUGUUACUGCUCCAAACACAGGAAUGCGACCGGACAUGCUGACAACUGCACUUGGGCACACUCCACAGAUGAUGACACCUGGACACCCUUACUUUCCUUAUCCCGGUUUUGUCCUCAUGAAUGGUUAUCCAAAUCCAUUUUUAAACCAACAACAACCAAAUUCAGACAAUCCCCAAGUUCAGAAUCCUGGUCAGUGUGCAUCACCAAUUACCCAGCACCAAUCCCAGCUAAACCAAGCUCAAUCUUAUAAUAAUCUCAAACAACUGGGCAAUGGAGUUGGAAACUAUGAAGAUUUGUUAGAUGUCAAGUAUGGUGACCCAUCCAAACAAGUUGGUUUCAAAACCAGCUCAAACCCACCCAACUAUAGUUCAUUUCAAUCUCAAGGAAUGUCGUUAGAUUCUGUCGGUGGAAAGUUAUCUUCUGCCUCUCAUUCCAACAACGGAUCUCUGGUUCAGAACUUUAACCAUGGAAAUAGCAAUUCUCAUGCACAGCACUUUUCACCACAAUUUUACGCAUCUGUGUCGGGUUCGCCAUACAUGAACACAGUUGCUGCCGCUGUAGCUGCAGCAGCUGCUGCUAAACAUGCACCCAAUAACAGCUCUACUGUCAGUACAAAUCAAUCUAAUCCAAAUAUCGGUGUUGCUACCAACCAAUCUGGCGCUGUUACUGGGCAAAACCAAAUACAUUUACCUGGGAACCCGUCUCAAGGAAUGGUCUUGGGUAAUGCAGGUCAAAGUUUACAUCACCAACGUGCUCCAAUUCCACACGCACAACACUGAUUUAAAUGAAUUACUGAUAAAGUUAUUAUAUUGAGCUAGUUGUUGUCUGUCACUGCUUUGGCUAACCUUAAAACAAAGUUGUCCAUAGAGUGGUUUUCUACUCGAUUUCACUUAGGCGGUCGAGACAUUUGCCUUUUAGAUUUUUGGCAUGUGUAAAUAUAUACAAACGUCCUACCAAGAUUAUUACAUUGAGACAUGUUUUCUUCCCAAUUUAUGUUUCUGCGAAAUGCUUGCAUUAGGUUUCCACUUUAACUUCUUUUUCUUACCGAUGUUCACAUCCUCAUACUUUGCAUAUCUCUCAUGAGCUUUCGUUUUUGUAUCCAUUAUACUCGUUCAGCUUGAUCCUAACAAAUCUAAAGCGCUGAUCUAAAAUAAAUUUAUUUGACGUAUCUCUUGGUUUUCUAUUAGAUUUUUAGUCACAUUGCUGAUUGUCGUUAUUGGUUUUCAGGGGACUGCAUAAUGGCAAAAUCUGUUUGCCUAAAAAAUCCACAUGAAUGGCAUCCUUAUGUUUAUCAAUAUGGGUAUUAUGAUCCAGUAACAGUUGGUAGUAUUGAUGGUACAGAUACGACUCCACAUGAUAGAGCAAUUCAACGCGCCUUAACGUCAUCCUAUAGGAGUAAAGACCACGUUUUUAACUGGGAUCCAAAGGUACACAUCAAUGUUUGACUUUGUAAUUGAAAUCGUUGCUUACACUAGUUUAUUUCCUCAAGGUCGAACAAUAUCGAGUAACAGAUACUUCUGUUUUUUCACAACACACUUCAUGUUAGGGAUUGAUUAUCUCUAAAAGUUCUGGUAAUGUGUUGUUUCCAUUUACUAGUAACUUGUGGGUCUUACGGGAACUUGAUGUAAUAGAUCUGGUCAAUGUGACUGGUAAUUUGGAUUUACGAUAUAAAAGGCUGGUAUGUUGUACAUCCGGGUGUUUACUGAUAAUAAAGGGAGAUACCACAGCCAGGACUUCCUACUGAUAGCUUGUAAUCAUCUAGUGCAAUUGAUUACAGUGGUUCUGUGUACGGUCAGUUCGGCUAAUCGCUUUCGCAGCUUAUGAAACGGUCAUUGGGAUCUGUCAGUUUACCGACUUACAUAUCUUCGCGAUUCGGUUGUCACUCAAAUUUCGGAAUUAAUCAAAUUGAUGAAGUGAAUUGUGUGUUCAACGAUGAUGUUUCACUCAAAAUUGGACGUGACAUUACACGAGGUGUAGUUGGGAUAUGGAUCACCAUAUUUUGCGAUAAGAUGUGGAAUCUUUUCCAUUCAAAACACCAAAUACUAUUUGUUUACAUUGAUGAAUUUGGGAAACUGGACUACUUGUAAAAGGUUUGGUAUUAUACACACAGUCAUGUAUUCGUUAUGCGCAGCUCUUAUUUGUGGCUCAGGAAGCUAACGGGACUAUUCCGUAUUCAGAUUUCUCUAGUCUAAAUCACGAUUUGUAAAGUCAUUCAUACCCACUCUUACAAUACGUCGUGUUUAUUCAAAACGUAAUUGCUAGUGGGAAUUGGUAUAGUUUCGUGGGUGCACACUGCUGAGGAGUCCCAUAAUAGGGCGGAACGGCCGUCCAGUGCUUCCAGGUUUUCCAUGGUGGCCUAGCUUCGAUUGACUCUUGAAUUCGACUAUUCUAUUGUAUAUCUUUAAUUUCCACUUAUUGGAAGUACUCGUUUGGCUCUGUAAUGUUGUGACUGGUCGUUAGGGACUCAAGUAUUUUUGAGUGAAUAGUUUAUUCACAUAGACUAGUUGAGUUGUCGAGUUAGCGUUAUUGGCGUACUCGGACAAUACAACGCCUAUUUAUGGUUAGUAAGUUGUAGUAACGGUAUAUAGAAUAUUCUCAAUCAUAAACCAAAAUUCACCACGGAUUAUAGAUCUUAUAGAUCUCUAUUACGAGUGUUUCCUCAUUUGAGUUGCUGGGUUUCGUUAUUUGGUGCCUAUUUUGUAUCGACCUAUUUUUUUAUCUGUUCAGAUUGUUAUACUGAGGAAGGAAUAAUAAUUGUUUGCUAAACCAAACGUAUGAAUGUUAUUGUUGCCGUAAUCAUUACUGUUUACAUCUAACCUCUUCUUUUUUAUUGUUAAUACUGAGGCUACAAUAUUUGUAGGAAGGCUACCCUAUCAUACUUCAAAAAUUUGUUUACAAAAAGCACUGCAUGAACUGUUGAAUAAACACUUAGGAAAUGAUUUAAAUAGUAAAUCUAGAAAAUACUGUCGUAGUCGUUCCCCAUUUUCAUGCGAUGAAAUUUGGCCAAAAAUUCAUCUUGUUCACAACAUUGUUACUGGCUAUCCAUGUGGCUAUGCAUUUGCAUAUUUUUCAUCGGAAUCAGAUGCCGAACGUGUACUGCGUGCUUGGCGUAAUCAAACUACUGUUUCAACGAAAUUAUACUGUGGACUAAAAGAUGAACGACACUGUGGUUUAGAUAUACCUAAUGGUGAUAAGGUAAUUUUAGAACCGUAUUUUGGUGGUACACUGCCUGGUUGGCGACCACGUCGUCUUGGUGGUGGAUUAGGUGGUCGUAAAGAAGCUGGGCAGUUACGAUUUGGCGGAAUCGCUCGGCCUUUUAGACGUCCGUUUACUGCAAAUAAUGCAUCUUUGACAGAAAAGAAGUCAAAGUUUUGCAGAGAUUAAGCUUUAUUCACUUAAAAAAUUAUAAUUGAUUUACACAUAUGGUCAUCGAAGUAUUGAUAUGAAUAUCUAAGUGUUUUCAUUUGUAUUUCUUGGUUGUUAUUUUUUCUUUAAUAAUUUUCUUACAUUCUUAACAUGGUUUUCGAAUUCCAGGGAACCUGUAACUGGUAUUACAUGCAAGGGUCUUAUUGAUAGAAUAGUGAAUGACUUACAAAAUUGAUUUUCUUCAACCUCCUACUACAAAUCGUAUUCAUUUUUCUGUUAAUAUUCUGUAUAUAGGCAUAUUAUUUUAAAACGAAAUUCAUUCUAUUAGGCAACUGCAUUGUUUUCGUAUAUCAGUCCAACAGAGGGCUCACGUCAAUAAUUCAUUCUUGUAAGUAGCUAUCAUCCGAACGAAUCAUAUCGUUGAAUAUUAGCAUUUGUUCAGUGCAUUCCACUCAUUAACCAGACAAUCACCAAACAUAUUUUGACCUGUACUGACAAUCAUCAUGUGCUCAUUAGUGACUAGCUUCAAGAGGUAAUUCAGGAAGUUCUAGUGAGAAGCCGUGACCAGUAGGGCUCAACCGUAUCCGGUGUGAGGCAGUUAUCCGCUGAACAUAAUAGAAGAUGGUCGCCCAAUAUUGUGGAUUGGUUGGAGUUAGACAUUAACCCCGUUGGAUACAGUUCAGUGAUCUAGAGGUUAAGGGAUAGCGCAUGUGAUCGGAGAAUCUUGCUUUUCUCUUUGUGUAUAUUGAAGCCUACUGCUGCUGAGGCUGCUGCUACACUGGUCGUCUUCUCCUGCAUUUGUUGUUGCGUUUGGGAUAGAAGAGCCAGAUCAUCU
Molecule: messenger RNA, 6148 nt
Organism: Schistosoma curassoni
Lineage: Eukaryota; Metazoa; Platyhelminthes; Trematoda; Strigeidida; Schistosomatidae
Source: the annotation of a GenBank genome assembly